AGCAACCAUUCUGCCGGAGGGGAAGCAUGGGGCGAGUCAACAUUGCCCAGCUGUGGAAAAUGGAGUUCCAGCAGAAACACAUCAAGUUCAUGGCCCAGAUGUACCUGGACACCAGCCAGAAAAGGAACACCAAAUCUCAGUUGCUUUUAAAGAGGCACCAUCAUUUGUACCGGUAAUGCAGGCAGAGAAGGCCUCAGACACUUGCCACUAUCCCCUACUGCAUGCCCUGCAAGGCCAGAUUCUCACCUAACCCCAUUAAGUUAAAAUGGGAUGGAUGAGUCUUGCUGGAACAGAACCAACAGUCCAUCUAGUCCUGGAAUGGGGAACCUCAGGGCUAAGGGGCCACACACAGCCCCUGAGGCCUCUUUCUAUGGCCCCCAAGACUCCCCACAUGCCACAAAUACCCUCCCCAUACCCUCCCUCAAUAGCCCUGCAUCGCACCCACCUGCAGGGAUUUUGCCUGGGUGGAAUGUGUCCUUGAACUCUGAUCAUGCCUCUUGCCUGCCUGAAUGGAGGAUAGAGGGGGGGGGGGUUGUGCAGAAACUAGCCUCUUUUGCCUCUGCCCCAUCCUGCAGCACAGUGGCCAACUGGAUGCCUGAGGGCAAAUAAUAUUGAUGCAUUCUUUCUAUUUCAAUUUGUUUUUACUGUGCUGCAAUUCUUUUUUAAAAAUGUUGUCAAUAGCCCGGAGUGCUUCCCACAAGAAUCUGGUUGGCCUCUGUGAGAACAAAGUGAUGGAUUAGAUGGGCCUUUGGUCUGAUCCAUCUGGGCUUGUCUUAUGUGCUUACAUAAGGAGUGUCAGGAGUAUAGGGAAUAAAUUUCAGUAUAGCUAAAUAAAAUGGUGGGAUCCAGCAAAUGCCUGAUUUCGCCCACUACUGGCACCAGUAGUGGCAUUUACUUUUUCCUUCCAUUUCCAGCUGCUGGGACAGCCUCUCCUCAUUUGUUGCUUGUGUUUUGUUCUCAGGGGUCGCCUGAGCAGGGAAUCUAGCUCAACACCAUUCCUCCCAGAAAUUCAGUUCGGAAAGCAGAGCAGUAAGUAGGAAGGAGGUCUGAGAGACAGAAAAGAGCAAUCCAAGGCUUUCUCCCCAUUGGUUUGUGGGUGCCCAAUAGGGAAACCAAUAGUGCAAUUUCAAUGUAAUUCUGUAAGGUAGAAUUGGCAACUAGAAGCCUUCGUCUGCCCCAGUAGCAAGAAGACCUGUCUUUCCCGUAUUGGUCUCUACAGCCGCAGCAGGCACUGUAACCUUCCAACAGUUCCACUUCAUCCCUAAAGGCACACUUCUCCAGUCUCCUGAGACAGACAAAUGUCAACAAUCUGAACUAACAAAAUCCACAUUUUAGCUCACAACAACCUUGCAAGGUAGAUUAGACUGAGAGACAGUAACUCACCAAAGAUGAACCAUUGCAUUUCAUGUCUGAGAAGAUUUCUGAAUGCAAGUCUAUUAAUUGCAAGUCUAGCCAUUGUGCCCAGAGGCAGAACUAGGUGCCCCGGCACCCGAAGUGGCAUGCACCCAGGGGGCGGGACACAUGUCCCAGGGGAUUUGCUGGGUGCCGCAAGGCUCCGGGGGGGGGCCGCCGGCCACCUCAAGCGUCCUGGGAGGGCGCCGCCCACGGCGAGGGUCGGGUAGGCGAUGUCACCCGGGGCAGGCCACACCCUCCUUGCUCAGCCUCUGAUUGUGCCACACUCUCUCUCAAUUUCAGGGCCUCUCUGUCUUCCUUAUUUUAGACACUUGCAAUACCUAUUGCCUUGAUGGGUAGACAAAUCUGCAAAGCCCUGCAGCAGGACUGACAGAAGCAAGUACUGUAUUUCUUGCAUGGCAUGGUCAGCUUAAAAGUAACCAGUAAAACCAGCAACAGAUAACAUGGUAGGGCAAACAUCACAUAUUUCUCUUAGGAUCAAAAAUACAGGGUCACCAUUAAAAAGGCCCUGUUUAUAGAGCUGAGGGACCUUGAUGGUAGGUAAAGCAAGCAGAGCCUCAGAAGCUGGCCUUAUGGAGUACAAAUAUGUAACACAUGCAUCGUAGUCCAGAGCUGGGGAAACUCCAGAUGUGGUUGUUCUCCCACUCCCAACAGUCCCAGUAAACAUGGCCAAGGCUCAUGGAUUACUGAAGUUGUAGUCCAACAACAUAUGCAGGACCACAGAUUUUGCAUUAUUGUGUUAAAAGCAUAGGGGCAGGAGGACAGGCUCUUGGGGCAGGGGCAGCCAGGAAGCCUCCUUGCAGGGCAUUCAGAUCCCAACCUGCAUCAGCUGAAUGAUCUUCUCUUUGCUCCAGGUGGUCGCAUAUCCCCAGAAGGCCGCUUGUCAAUGGCAGUGAACACGGACAGCCCUGGGCCAGCAGCUUACUCGGCCUGCAGUGUGAACUUCCGGCAAACCAGUGCUCCAUCCUACACCUUUGGGUUGAAAUCACCUUCUAAAGGUGCGAGUGAAGGGAAGGGAUUAAGAGAGCAUUCUUUCAGUUUCCACCUAUUCAUGAAUCAAUAUAGUCUGUGUUUAGGCCACUAGACCAGAGGUUUUCAACAUUUUUGAGAGGCCAUCUUGGAUCUAUCCUCCGAGAAGAAAAGCACAAGCCUUUGUUUCCUCUUGGCUAGUUAGUUAGUUUAGGAUUAGAAACUCUUCUGUCUGAGUUACGUCCUUUCUACCACAAACAACUUCAUUGUUUUUAUCUACCAAUAUUGCUUGGUGUGUUGUUACAGAUGAGGCUAUUCAUUUACAGCGUUGCAUGAAUUUGCAGAGCUUCCUAAGAAAAAUGGCUUAUUGGAUGCAAUUUCUCCAAUGCAGAGGGUAGGGGAAAUCCUAGGGCUAGCAUGCUUGCAGCUGAGACUUUGAGAAGGGAGGUAAUUUUCUCGCUCUGGGUAGAGCCAAUAGAAACUAUCAUAUUGUUGUGCCUACAUUUCCCAACCUUCCUUGAGGUCUAAAAAAGGGGGAAAGGCACUACAGUGGUACCUCGGGUUACAUAUGCUUCAGGUUACAUACGCUUACAUACGCUUCAGGUUACAUACACUCCACUAACCCAGAAAUAGUACCUCGGGUUAAGAACUUUGCUUCAGGAUGAGAACAGAAAUCGUGCUCCGGCAGCACAGCGGCAGCAGGAGGCCCUAUUAGCUAAAGUGGUGCUUCAGGUUGUAGCAGGAACCCCCCCACCCCAAUCAUUCAGUUUGUACAAACUUCACACACUCACACUCACACACCACAUAUGCCACACUUCUGUUAUAAAUUCAUAGAAAAAUCAACCAUACAUUGGAUUUGCACUGUUCCAUUUUUAUUUUACUCCAUAUGACAAGGACUAUCAAAGGGGGGUGGCUUGGUUCUGGUCAGCCAUAAUCCCUUCACCAUCCCAGCACAUCCACCGGAGCCCUGCCCAGUUGCUAUGCCAACCCUGAUGGUCCCAGACAGAAGACCAUCAAGAUCACAAAGAACUUGCAUAUGGGAGUGGAUUCAGCAUGGACUGAAACAAAGGACAAUGAUCAGAUCUUCCCUCUGGGGGCAGGAAACUGCCAACUCCCUUUGUCUCCUGGAAGUGACUCAUGGGCCGGGGAAAGGAGGAACCAGCCAGGUGACAGGACACUCAGGUUACCACCACAACCCCUCCUUUCUGUAAUGUAUGCAUGAUGUCAACCCCUCCUUUCUGUAAUGUAUGCAUGAUGUCAACCCCUCCUUUCUGUAAUGUAUGCAUGAUGUUUCUGGGGGUGGGCUUGACCUAGAGGAGGGGAAUUUCAAAAGUUUUUAUAAGGUCUUGCACACCAUCUUUCUGGGUCUUUCCUCUCUCCUGCAAGUGAGGGGAACACCCUGUUGCAACAGUCUUUUCUUCAAUAAAGACCAAGCCUACUGGCUGCUGAUUUGCUUCCAAUUGCUCUGGUUGGUGUCUUUGUUUUUGUCCAAGGGAGCCCUCAGAUUUUCCGUUAACAAGGUUAAGAACAGUUUCAGGUUAAGAACGGACCUCCGGAACAAAUUAAGUACAUAACCUGAGGUACCACUGUAUCUUUUCUUAAAGGAGCAGCAUUGUUAUUCCUUCUACCUAAUAUAAGUGCUUUUUUUCUAAAAAAAAUGUUCAGAGGUACUCUCAUUUUCCUACUCAUGUCGAAAUACUGCCCCUCAAUGAGGCCAAACUUAUAUUCACAAAAUGCUUAGGGGUAUGCGUCCCCCUAGGAAAAAAGCACUGCCUAAAUAACUGACCCUUGUGGGGGCAGAACAUGUGUGAUUACAACUGGUAAGGCCUACUUUCUGGAUACUGUAUAUUCACAAGUCACACUUUCCCCCAAGAAGUGGGGAACAUGAGGGCCACAUUUUCUAGUAGGCAACCUCCUGGGGGCCACAAUGGCAAAGGAUGUGACAUAGACUUACUGUAACAAAAAACAAAUGAAUAGCUUAUUCUACCAGCAUGCGGCAAUGGAACAGCCUGUUCAGCCCUGCUUUCUGUCACCUCACCCUGUUACAUGAGUAGAUUGAGGGUCAUCCCACCUAUGAGGCAAGAUGAGGCAAUCGCUUCAGGCGGCAGGAUCCACAGGGGCAGCAGAUGUGGCCACCAAGAAAUGCAUCAUCCAACCCCACUUCUGCUGCCACUGCUGUCACUGACUGUGGCAUGCUUCAUAGAGGCCAGAUUUGCUGUCUCCUCAGCAGCCCCACCCUCAAAGCUGCCUCUACAACAGCCUCUUGGUAAACAGAUGGCACUGCUCUCCUCCCCCCCCUUCUGUAGAUCUUUAGAAUUGUAGAGUUAUAGGGUUACAAGGGUCCCCCAGGGGUCAUCUAGUCCAACCCGUUGCAACUCAGGAAUAUCAGCUAGAUCAUACAGUGGUACCUCGGGUUACAUACGCUUCAGGUUACAGACUCUGCUAACCCAAAAAUAGUACCUCAGGUUAAGAACUUUGCUUCAGGAUGAGAACAGAAAUCGUGGUCAGGCAGGGGUAGGCCCCAUUAGCUAAAGUGGUGCCUCAGGUUAAGAACAGUUUCAGGUUAAGAACGGACCUCCAGAACGCGGUACUUAACCCGAGGUACCACUGUACAUGCUCCUGAUGUAAGUCUUCACUCACCCCUUCAUCCCAGGUUGGGGAGGGGAUGCCAUUUUGUGGUUUGCCUCAGCUGCCAAAGUGUCUUGGGCCGGCUCUAUGUAGGCUGGGUCCCAAGUCUCUUGGGAUGACAGUUGGGGGCCUGGUUCAAAGUUCAAGGCUCUGUGACAACACUGAUGCUGCCUCAACCUUGUCUGUUCUGUUUCUCCAGAGGGCGGAGGGCGGCGUUCUUGGCAGAAGUCUUGGUUUUUGAGCAAUAACCCGUUCAUUAAGAAAGUGGAUUUUAGCAACGAGACCAAUGUAAGUGUCACGCAUGGGGGUGUCCCUUUUGUGCUAUGCCCCACCCAAUUCAUAUAGUUCAGUGACAUGCUUCAUUCAUUAAUUCAAUGGAAUAUUUACAAUCCUCCCUUUCAAAAAGUGCAUCAAAGCAGUUUACAACAUGCAAAACAUAAAUAAAAUAACGGUAUAAAUAAAUAACUCCAUAAAUAUUCAUAAAGCGUAAUAUAAAGAAUCAAAAGAUGCAGGUCCCAGGGUCAGUCUCCAUGUUGCAAAGAUCAGGUAGCAAGACGUAUACUGUAUAAAUGCUAGUGGUGGCCUUGUUGUAUUUGGAAGCAGCCAGAAAUUGAAGGCCCCAUCUGCACUAUGCAUUUGAAGCACCUCAUACAAGUAGGGUCUGAACAUAAGAGUGCACUCUCUUACUGCAAUUUCCAGCAGCUAGUUUUCAUACCCUCCAACAUUUCUCCAAGGAAAAUAGAGACAUCCUAAUUAAUAGUAUAAUAGUAAUACCCUAUGCAUCUGACUGGGUUGCCCCAGCCAUUCUGGGCAGCCUCCAACAUAUAUAAAAACAUAAUGUAACAUUCAACAUUAAAUAACUUCCCUAUACAGGGCUGAUUUCAGAUGUCUUGUAAAUAUUGUAAAGUUACAUAUCACCUUGGCUCAGGGUGUCACAUAACUCAGUUACAUGACUGCCUCUAACCGUGGAAGGCAGGGCAGAGCCGUCAUGGUUAGUAGCAAUUGAUAACCUUAUCCUCUUUGAAUUUGUCCAUAGAAUUCUUUUAAGCAUCAUUUCAAGCCACCAGGGCCAAUCCCUGGGGAUAAUGGGAGCAUCUGUGGACCAAAAGUUGGGCAAGGCUGCUUUAGAACCACAGAUUUGGAGUCCUAUUAGCACCAUACAUUUAAAGCAUGUCUUCCCCAAAGGAAUCCUGGGAACUGUAGUUCCUUAAGGAUGCUGAGAGUUGUUAGGAGGCCCCCUACUCCCUGUCACAGAGUUACCACUCCCACAGUUCCCUGGGAAGGAGGAUUGAUGGUUAAAGCAUUCUGGGAAAUGUAGCUCUGUUGAGUCUCACUGGUCAUAUAGCCUUUAUGCCCCUCCACCAUGUGGGUCCCCCUCCCCAGGAAGGAUCAUGCAGCUCAGCUGUCCCUCUGUUAUUUGCAGUGGCCCUCUCCUUUCCACUACGGCCAGCCCCUGGAUGUCAAGCCAGCCAACCUGCCAAACAGCCCCCAUUUCACCAUGGGACAGAAGGGAGAGUUCACUCUUGUCAGCAAAAGUAAGAACAUAAUGGGUACCUUAGUUUAUCAAGAGGUAUUUAUUUCAUAGAAUUGUAGCAUUGAAAGAGAUCCAGGGGGUCAUCUAGCCCAAAUCCUUGCAAUGUAAUUUUUUAUAUUUUUUUUUACAAAUAUGGGUCACAAAACUAUGACCCUGAGAUUAUGGGUCUCAUGUUCUACCAAUGGAGCUAUUAUCCUUAUCUGGGUCAAGGUGUGCCCCAGGACUCUAUUCUCGCCCUUUAUUGCCAGUCAGGAAGCUGAGCACUUGCUGAGUGCAAAUUCCAGAUUUUUACCAGAAAUUUGCCUUCGGUAGGGUUCCUCCCUUUUUAGUGAGACAUUGCCAGUAGCUAACACCUCCACUCAAAGAUUUGUUAUGAGGCCAAGUUAUUUGGGACCUGUUACUUGCACAUUGCCUUCUCUAUAUAAACCGAUUUGACCGCUUCAAUUUGCAGAUCUGACACUGUUACAGCUGCCACAUAUUUGUUCUGCACUUGCAAGAAAAUAAUUCUUUUGUUGUUAUGGGACCCACUUUGGAACUCCUUGCCUAUUGACACCAGGCAGGCACCUAUGUCGUACUCUUUCUACCACCUGCUCAAAACAUUAUUGUUUAGGCCAGCCUGACCAGAGACAUGGAUGCUGACAAGAUCUAAUCUCUUACUGUUAAUUUUAACUACAGUAUUUUAAAUUACGUACAUGGUUUUAACUGUUUAUUCCUCAAUAUUUUAAAACUGUUUUUGUAAGCUAUUUAGCGGUUUUCCUACGUUCAAACAAUACCAUUUUGUGUGGGGGCUGCAUUCCUGACCAUGCAUGAAGGCAUGUAAACCUGCUCCACCCAUUAUGCCCCUACCCCUUUCUGUCCCCUUUUCCAGCCACUUCCAGGCUGCAGGUAUGCACGUGUGUAGGGUCAAACUUUAUUUGAAUGUGUGCAACGGGGGGGGGGGGGUUGCCUGUAUAUAAUUUUUGUUUCAUAAAUACAUAUGGUAUCUACACUGCCCAUUUAACUUGCCCUCUUCACUUGGGUCCACUCAACACUACAAGGGGGUGGGCAAGAGCAGCAUAAGUUGCUCCUGGCAGUAACAGUAAGGGGAGCUAUGCUAAGCAUAUCCAAGAGGGUCUCUGUCGGGUUGCAGCUCUUCAAGUCAGUGCCUGGCAAUGCCAACUUCUCCCCUCCCUCUCCAUUAGUAUCUGGCACCACAGAUUGGACCGGCUUCUCUCUCACCCCUUUUCUCUUUCCUAGAUAAUAUGAUGGAUCCAGCACCCAAUAAGUACAACACAGAAAGUGCAUACAAACAUGUGAUGUUUAGAUCACCCUCUAUCAUCAUCAGCCCUGCACGAAACACUAUGCACAAGUGGGCCAGGAAAGGUGAGGAAUGGUAACAGGUUCCCUCCCACCACUCUUUUAACUACCGUAUUUUUCGUUCUGUAAGAUGCACCAGACCAUAAGAUGCACCUAGUUUUUGGAGGAUGAAAACAAGAAAAAAUAUUCCGAAUCCCAGAAGCCAGAACAGCAAGAGGGAUCACUGCACAGAGAUCCCUCUCACUCUUCUGGCUUCUGGGAUAGCCACACAGCCUCUUCAGGGCAGUGGGAUGACGGCUCCCCCUGCCCUGAAGAGGCUGCACGUGGCUAAGCCAGAAGCUAGAACAGCGAGAGGGAGCGCUGCGCACCUACACUUGUACCUUGGAAGUCAAACAGCCUAGCUCUCGAACGUUUUGGCUCCUGAACAAUGUUCCAGUUUUCGAACGUUCUUUUGGAAGCCAAACAUCCAGCGGGGCUUCCGCCGCUUCCAAUUGGCUGCAGAAGCUUCCUGCAGUCAAUCAGAAGUUGCGUUUUGGUUUUCGAGCAUUUUGGAAGUUGAACAGACUUCCGGAACAGAUUCCGGUUGACUUCCAAGGUAUGACUGUAUAUAAAGGGGCAAAGAUUGAAUAUUAAUAAGAGUUAGCAGUACCCCUGACCAUUGCUGCCAUUAUAACAUUAUGAUGACACUCAGCUCUAUCUGCUGAUGGAUGGCCACACCAACUCGGCCCCUGACACACUGACCAGAUGUUUGGAGGCUAUGGUGGGUGGUUUCAUGGGAGCCGAUUGAAACUAAAUCCUUCAAAGACAGAGGUCCUCUGGCUGGGUCGGGACGGCAUGAGGAUGAGGGACCAACUCCCUUCUCUUGCGGGAGCCCAAUUAGUGCCAGUGCCUUCCGUUAAGAAUUUGGGUGUUAUCCUUGAUGCCUCCCUUUCCAUGGAGGCACAGGUUACAGCAACAGCUAAGGCGACAUUUUUCCAUCUUAGAAGCAUUAAGCAGUUGGUCCCUUACCUUUCCCGCCCCAAUCUGGCCACAGUGAUCCAUAUGACAGUCACCUCCAGGCUUUACUGUAAUUCGCUCUACAUGGGGCUACCCUUGAAACUGUCCCAGAAACUCCAGCGGGUGCAGAAUGCUGCAGCGAGGCUCCUCACGGGGUCCCCGCCAUGGGAGCAUAUUCACCCAGUGCUUUACCAGUUGCACUGGCUCCUGGUGGAGUUAGGGUCAGGUUCAAAUUACUGGUUUUGACCUUUAAAGCCCUUUGUUGCUUGGGGCCCUCUUAUUUAUGGGACCACCUCUCCUGGUAUGCCCCACAGAGGACCUUAAGGUCCAUGAAGAACCAUAGUUUAGAGGUCCCAGGCCCUAAGGAAGUCAGACUAUCCUCCACCAGGGCCAGGGCCUUUUCAGUGAUGGCUCCGACCUGGUGGAAUGCUGUCACAUGAGACUAGGGCCCUUAAGGAUUUAACCUCCUUUUGCCGGGCCUGUAAGACAGAGCUAUUCCACUUGGCCUUUAAUUUGAAUUCAGCCUGAUCUUUUAUUUCCUUUCUCUUUCCUCUCCCUCCCCUUUUAUGAAGAUUACCAAGUAGGACUAAUUCAGCCAGCUAGCCCUGGUGACUAUCUAAUGUUUAUUGGAUGGAUUUCCUCCAAAUUGAUUUUUCAACUUUAUUGUUAUUCAUGCUUCUAUACUUUCAUGCUGCUUCUAUGUUUUAUUACAAUUAAGUGUUUUAAAUUUGUUGUUAGCCGCCCCGAGCCCGGUUUUCUGAACCAGGAAGGGCGGGGUAUAAAUAAAAUUUUAUUUAUUUAUUGUAAGUGAAGCAUCACUCAGCAGUUGGUUCACAGCCAAAUAUCUUUUUGUCCAGGCUUUCCCUAACCUAACCAGGAUGGUUAAAAACUAUAUAUAUAUAUAUUUAUAUAUAUAUAUAAAAUAGACAAAUUCAUGGAGGAUAAGGCUAUGUUCUCCGUUCACUGUCAAGAGGCAGUAUGUAUCUGAAUGCCAGUUGCUGAGAAUCAGUGCUGCUCCUCUCAGAUCCCACUUUCAGGUUCCCAGAGGCAUCUGAUCAGCCACCAUGAGAACAGGAUGCUGGACCAGACAGGGCUUUUUGGCCUGAUCCAGUAGUGCUGCUCUUAUGACUUCUGCAAACUUUUAGACGGUGGUGUGAUGUUCCUUUUUUCUUGCGACUCCCAACUCCCACCGGCCCCAGGCAGCAUGACCAAUGAGCAGGGAUGAUGGAAGUUACAAUCCAAAAGCACCAGCAGAAGUUUCCCCACCCAUUCUAAAAUGUUUACCAAAUAGACAGGCUAGGUGAAAUCAGACUAACCUUUGCAAGGAGGUAAUGUUUUUUAUAGUGACUGCUGGUUAAAAGCUUCAGUUGGUGCUGUUGCCAUGCCUGCUUGUUGAGUCUGAGCCCCAAAACAUUUAUGUGUGCAGUUCUGGCCACUGCCAUUCAGUUACCUUCUUCCACUUUCUUCCUUGGUUGCAGACACCACCCCUGGUCCCGGCACUUACAAUGUGGAGAGAGGGCACAUCGCUCGCCUACCUUGCUCCCCCAGCUUCUUCAUCCAAGGCGUGAGGCGACCCAAGAAGCACGAGACAGGGCCAUUUUCAACGCUGUGACACCCCACCACCAGGAGUGUGAUUAAAAGCCUGAUUGCCCUGACGCUGCAUGCCCCAUUUCUGCCCAGUGUUUAACAUUCCAGGCAGCUCUUGCAACUUUCAAUACAGGCUCAGACUUGUUAAAAGCACAAAUCCUGUUAUCUCAGCCAUCUGGGUAUCCACCUAACCUGAAUUAAAGCGAGGGG
Molecule: messenger RNA, 10633 nt
Organism: Podarcis lilfordi (Lilford's wall lizard)
Lineage: Eukaryota; Metazoa; Chordata; Lepidosauria; Squamata; Lacertidae
Source: the annotation of a GenBank genome assembly